Diatraea saccharalis (sugarcane borer) is the source of this 702-nucleotide messenger RNA. NCBI's taxonomy places the organism in Eukaryota, Metazoa, Arthropoda, Insecta, Lepidoptera, Crambidae. The record is from the annotation of a GenBank genome assembly.
AUGAGUGAAGAAGUGAGAAUGAGUGAGGCAAGGAAAAAGCAACCAAGGCGUCGAAAGAGAAUCUUGGAACCUCAAGCAGGUCCAUCUUCGUCAAUACCCCUUAAUUCUCCGAUAAAAAAGAGAAAGCCGACAACUUUGUCAAUCGGCGAAAAACAAUUGAUCACAAACAUCUAUAAAUAUGUUAAAAAUACUUGGUCAGAAACAGAAUACCAAUCAAAUCAGGCUAUGGUAGCUAAGACAGCUGAAAUUAGCGGAGUGAGUGUAAGAUCCAUUUAUGGAAUUUUACGGGAGUACAAAGACACUCACAUAUUUGAACCAAAAGGUACCACAAAAAAGAAGCUGAAUGUUAUAGACAAACUGGAUAGCUUUGAAAAAACAGCUAUAAGGCAAAAAGUCCAUAGCUUUUUCAUGGAAGGUUCAUCUUCCUUAACACCUCUUAAUUCUCCGAUAAAAAAGAGAAAGCCGACAACUUUGUCAAUCGGCGAAAAACAAUUGAUCACAAACAUCUAUAAAUAUGUUAAAAAUACUUGGCCAGAAACAGAAAACCAAUCAAAUCAGACUAUGGUAGCUAAGACAGCUGAAAUUAACGGAGUGAGUGUAAGAUCCAUUUAUGGAAUUUUACGGGAGUACAAAGACACUCACACAUUUGAACCAAAAGGCACCACAAAAAAAGAAGCUGAAUGUUAUAGACAUACUGGAUAG